Lepus europaeus (European hare) is the source of this 2635-nucleotide messenger RNA. RefSeq names its product kelch like ECH associated protein 1 (gene KEAP1). The record is from RefSeq and is a predicted model, not a curated record. Bases 216 to 2090 code for a protein of 624 amino acids. Gene Ontology annotation, molecular function: transcription factor binding. The transcript is spliced from 6 exons. Lineage: Eukaryota; Metazoa; Chordata; Mammalia; Lagomorpha; Leporidae.
CCCGUAGGCGGCGGGGGCCCCCUCGGGUUCCCAGCAACAAAGUUAGGGCCGAAGCCACCCCGCGCAGAGCCGCGGCUCCCCAGCCACCACCCCGCCUCGGGCUUCCCGGAAGAGUGGCGCGCGGGUGGCACCAUCGUGCCCCGUGCCUCCCCACCCCGUGGGACGGAGGCCCCUGAGUGUCCGCGGCGGCGUGGUCCCUUGUCACUUGGAACCUCAUGCAGCCGGAAGCCGAGCCUAGCGGGGCGGAGGCCCGCAGCCGAUUCCUGCCCCAGCAGUCACAGCGCCCCGAGGGGGCGGGGGACGCAGUGAUGUUCGCCUCCACGGAGUGCAAGGCCGAGGUGACGCCCUCCCAGCACGGCAACCGCACCUUCAGCUACACGCUGGAGGACCACACCAAGCAGGCCUUCGGGAUCAUGAACGAGCUGCGGCUCAGCCAGCAGCUGUGUGACGUCACGCUGCAGGUCAAGUACGAGGACACGCCGGCCGCCCAGUUCAUGGCCCACAAGGUGGUGCUGGCCUCGUCCAGCCCGGUCUUCAAGGCCAUGUUCACCAACGGGCUGCGGGAGCAGGGCAUGGAGGUGGUGUCCAUCGAGGGCAUCCACCCCCAGGUCAUGGAGCGGCUCAUCGAGUUCGCCUACACGGCGUCCAUCUCCAUGGGCGAGAAGUGCGUGCUGCACGUCAUGAACGGGGCCGUCAUGUACCAGAUCGACAGCGUCGUCCGCGCCUGCAGCGACUUCCUGGUGCAGCAGCUGGACCCCAGCAACGCCAUCGGCAUCGCCAACUUCGCUGAGCAGAUCGGCUGCGCCGAGCUGCACCAGCGCGCCCGCGAGUACAUCUAUAUGCACUUCGGGGAGGUGGCCAAGCAGGAGGAGUUCUUCAACCUGUCCCACUGCCAGCUGGUGACCCUCAUCAGCCGCGACGACCUGAACGUGCGCUGCGAGUCCGAGGUCUUCCACGCCUGCAUCAACUGGGUCAAGUACGACUGCGAGCAGCGGCGCUUCUACGUGCAGGCGCUGCUGCGCGCCGUGCGCUGCCACUCGCUCACGCCGCACUUCCUGCAGAUGCAGCUGCAGAAGUGCGAGAUCCUGCAGUCGGACUCCCGCUGCAAGGACUACCUGGUGAAGGUCUUCCAGGAGCUCACCCUGCACAAGCCCACGCAGGUGAUGCCCUGCCGCGCGCCCAAGGUGGGCCGGCUCAUCUACACGGCCGGCGGCUACUUCCGCCAGUCCCUCAGCUACCUGGAGGCCUACAACCCGAGCGACGGCACCUGGCUGCGGCUGGCGGACCUGCAGGUGCCGCGGAGCGGCCUGGCGGGCUGCGUGGUGGGCGGGCUGCUCUACGCCGUGGGCGGCCGCAACAACUGCCCCGACGGCAACACCGACUCCAGCGCCCUGGACUGCUACAACCCCAUGACCAACCAGUGGUCGCCCUGCGCCUCCAUGAGCGUGCCCCGCAACCGCAUCGGGGUGGGGGUCAUCGACGGGCACAUCUACGCGGUGGGCGGCUCCCACGGCUGUAUCCACCACAACAGCGUGGAGAGGUACGAGCCGGAGCGAGACGAGUGGCACCUGGUGUCCCCGAUGCUGACCCGGAGGAUCGGGGUGGGCGUGGCCGUCCUCAACCGCCUGCUCUAUGCCGUCGGGGGCUUUGACGGGACGAACCGCCUUAACUCGGUCGAGUGCUACUACCCGGAGAGGAACGAGUGGCGAAUGGUCACCCCCAUGAACACCAUCCGAAGCGGGGCAGGGGUCUGCGUGCUGCACAGCUCCAUCUACGCGGCGGGGGGCUACGACGGGCAGGACCAGCUCAACAGUGUGGAGCGCUACGACGUGGAGACGGAGACCUGGAGCUUCGUAGCCCCCAUGAAGCACCGGCGGAGCGCGCUGGGGGUCACGGUGCACCAGGGCAAGAUCUACGUCCUCGGAGGCUACGACGGGCACACGUUCCUGGACAGCGUGGAGUGUUACGACCCAGACACAGACACCUGGAGCGAGGUGACCCGCAUGACAUCCGGCCGGAGCGGGGUGGGCGUCGCGGUCACCAUGGAACCCUGCCGGAAGCAGAUCGACCAGCAGAACUGCACCUGUUGACCUGUUUCUUAGGGGAAAAAAAAAAAGCAAAGCACAGCCCCACGGAGAGUAUUGUUGUUCUUAACACAAAGACAAGGGCGAAGGCGAAGGCGGAGGCGGCCGGGAAGACGUGCACCUCCGGGGAGGGCAGGCCCGGAUGAGGACGUCGGGAAGGAAGGCCAGAGCCGGGCCGGGAGCCCCUGCGCGUCCUCCCGCAACGUCCCUGUCGGCCUGCCUGGAAGGUGGCAGGGGACUGGUGGGCUCCCAGGAGCACUAGCUAGAGACUGAGCCUGGGUGUCCCCACCCCCAGGCGCCACCUGAUCCGCCCUGAAAGCCGGUGCCGAGGCCAGGCCGGGCUCCGUGCCCCGUGUCUUGGCCAUUGAACCUGGGAAGGGGCCAAGGGAGGCCUCGGAGGUGGAGGACCCCCCCGGAAGCCUGGUUCCCGGGGACGCCCCCCCACACACACACAGAGAAGCCACUGGAUUUCUCUGCUCUGGACAGUUCACUGUUGAUAAGUAACCUUGUAACUUUCCGAGGCAAAUAAACAAGCUAACUAGUGUCUUCCA